UUAUGUAAAUUAAUCAUGUAUAUGUAUGUAUCUUGCGUAAAACUAAGUGAAAUUAAUGAGGGGCAUCGCCCAAAAUGCAUUUUUGGCCGAUAUGUGGACAAUAAAAUACUUCUAAUACAGUAAAUCGUCCUCCUUGUGUGAUUAGAUCCAGAGAAAGUGUUGCAAAAUUUAUGCAUAUUAUUAUUCAUAAAUUUUGCAAUACUUUGCAAUAUAUUACCUUAUUAUUGUGUGAUAAACUUUAUCAAUGUGAACUAGGAAUUAAAGAAUAGCAGAUAUGAAUAAGAAUUUUUUAUCCUUUAAAUUUUUAAAAUAUAAUUUUAUAAAUUCUUUAUUUAAAUAUUUUACAUACAUAACAAAAACAAUUUUUAACCAUCUUAUUGUUCUACUUGUAAUAAUUACGCCUAUAUCCGACGCUAACAAAUAAAUUACUAUGAGCACGUGGUAAAAAACGUCAUAUCAGUUUGACUUUAAACUGAAAAAUGAUAAGGAGCGUCAGUGGUUUUAAAGUUUAUAUUAAUAAAAUAAUGUCUAAAUGAUGUAAACGAGUACUUGUAAAGUUGCUUUUUUAAAAUGAUGCUGGUGAGGUUAGAAUCAACAACGUAAAUUAGAAUCUGUGAGAGUGAGUGAAGCCAUUUUAAAAUUGAAAUUGUAAGAAAUCAAAUCGCUGUAAAUGGAACCCCAUAUAUUAAAGAAGCUCUAUUUGUUACCUCUCGUUAUGGGAGUUUGGAUUUCUUGCGGUAUGAUUAUUUGUUUCAUAAUGGCGCUUUCAGAAGGUCAUGUGAGUGCUUAUGUCCCCUUCAUCAGUGAAACCGGAGGGAAAUUACCAGAGAGCGGAAUUUUCGGAAUUUUUCUAGUUUUCACUGCAUACAUGGGAAUGGCAGUUAUGACGAUUCGUUAUUUACUCGUAUCCGAAUUAAAUGAAGGAAGUAUCCGAAAAAUAGACAUUUUAAACAAAAUAUCUUUAUUUGUCGGUUAUUUAUCUUUGUGCGGAAUGAUAAUUGUAGGCUGUUAUCCUAUGUAUGGCAUAAUCAGUGCUCAUGUAACAGGAGCUGUGUUACUAUUUUUUGGAUGCCUUUUCUAUGGUAUUCUGCAGACUAUCCUCACAUUUUGGAUGUAUCCUACUUAUAAUGGAAUUUUGAUCUUCCGCAUUCGUUUGGCCAUAUGCACUUUUUGUAUUUUAUUUCUUAUAACAUUGACUAUUAUAUUUCCACUUGGCCGAAGAUUGUGGAAUCAAAUGAAACCAAAAGCUGAUAAAGUACCAUCAGAUAGGGGCUUUACAGAGAUAUUAACUAGUGCUAUAUGCGAAUGGUUUCUGGCUAUUUCUUUUAUUUUCUUCUUCUUUACUUUUGUUAGAGAAUUUCGAAAGGUUACGCUUCAUUUAUCGCUCGUCCCUUUGGUCCGCCAUUUUGAUGAUGUAGUUAGUUAAGUGGAAAGGAAAUUUCAAAUAUUAAAAACAAAAAUUAGAAUUCAAAAUUUCAUUAUACAAAUUUAUAAAGAAACGAUUUUUCAAGAUAAUUAAUUUCUUAAAAUUAUUAACGUUUUGAUUCGCUUUCAACUGAUGCAUCAAUUCUUUAAUUCAUAUCAUAUUUAAUUUAAAAUUAUGUAAAAGAGCAUAGCCUAAAUAUUUUGUUUUACAUCAUAAUUUUCAUACUAUUAAUACAGAUGUGACAUAUUUACACCUUUUUUUGUUAAAAAUAAUAAAGUUGAAUAAUUUUAAAGAAUUUUCCUUUAAUUUUUUAUCUUAUCUUAAAAAUAUUGCUCUAUAAUUCUUAAAACUUCUG
Messenger RNA from Centruroides sculpturatus (bark scorpion), 1781 nucleotides. RefSeq names its product DNA damage-regulated autophagy modulator protein 1-like. The transcript has 7 exons. The record is from RefSeq and is a predicted model, not a curated record. Bases 671 to 1426 code for a protein of 251 amino acids. Lineage: Eukaryota; Metazoa; Arthropoda; Arachnida; Scorpiones; Buthidae.